Messenger RNA from Salmo salar (Atlantic salmon), 1676 nucleotides. Its product is annotated as calnexin. The record is from RefSeq and is a predicted model, not a curated record. Gene Ontology annotation, cellular component: endoplasmic reticulum; endoplasmic reticulum membrane. Gene Ontology annotation, molecular function: calcium ion binding. Gene Ontology annotation, biological process: protein folding; ERAD pathway. Lineage: Eukaryota; Metazoa; Chordata; Actinopteri; Salmoniformes; Salmonidae.
UGACUGACUGAGGAGGGGUCAGAGUCCAGCUGUAAUUACAAUGAACACUUUGACGAAGUCUGUUUCCCACCGAGCCACCAGUCUCUGAGAACCUCGUCUGACCAGACAUGAUGUUCGGCCGCCUGCUGCUUGCCUGUGUGUGUUUAACCCCGGUGGAUCCAGUUCAGGCUACCUACAGACUUGUUCAGGUUGCAGAAGAAGCACAUUUUGCAGAGACGUUUGACUCAGAUCCUCUAGACAGGAGAUGGGUCCAGUCCAAGGCUGUGAAAGCCACAAAUGCUGAGGCUCUCAAAUACGAUGGCCAAUGGGUGGUGGAAGAGCCAGCGGCUGCAAUGUAUCCUGGGAACCGAGCACUGGUGAUGAAGUCAUCAGGACGACACCAUGCCAUCGCUGCCUACCUACACACACCCUUCAGCUUCAUACACACACCGCUCUGCCUGCAGUAUGAGGUGAGGUUCGGGAGAGAUGUAGAGUGCAGUGGAGCCUACAUCAAACUCCCGACUCAGACCCAUCUGCUACGACUGAGCCAGUUCAGUGAGUCCACUCCGUACUCGGUGAUGUUUGGUCCUGAUAAGUGCGGCACCAGCCAUCGCCUCCAUCUCAUCGUCAGGGUAACGGACUCUAGCAACGGCCGUAACCAAGAGAUACACGCCCCCCAACCCGCCGAUGACCUGACGGUGUACUUCACCGACCAACAACCACACCUCUACACACUACAAUUGUAUCAAGACAGCAGGUAUGAGAUUUUCAUUGACCAAUCGCUGAUCAGUCAAGGCCGCCUGCUGACAGACGAAGUCCAGUACACAGAAUCCCCUGACAGCCAACCAGAGUCCCCGGUGUCUGGGUUAGGGGCGGGGUCAGUCGCGGCGCUGGGUCUGGAACUGUGGUCAUUGUCGGGGGAAGUUAUGUUUGACAAUUUUCUGUUGACUGAUGACCUGAAGCUGGCUGAAAGAUGGACACAGGACACCUGGGGACGGAAACAACCCGGCCUGUUGGAGCGACUCCUGAUAGCAACUAACUCUCGUCCCUGGCUCUGGGGGGUCUACGUCUUCACGGUGGGAUUACCCAUCAUCCUCUUCAUCAGCUACAUGUGGCCGGACAAGAGAUUCGGCCCCCCUGACCAGGACUACUACUAUAAGAAGUAUGAUGAACCACAGCCAGACAGACAACCAGAAAGAGACCAGCCAGACAGACAACCAGCGAGCGACCAGCCAGACAGACAACCAGAGAGAGACCAUCCAGACAGACCAACCAGCCUCUCAGACUAUGGUGCGGUGAGCAGAGAGGGGGCCAGGAGGAGAGAAACUCGGAAGGUUCAGAGGAAGUCCGACCUGGAGGUUGAGAAUGAGAGACAUUCCCUAACCAGCCUGAAGACUAACCGACCCUAACCAGCCUGAGGACUAACCAACCCUAACCAGCCUGAGGACUAACCGACCCUAACCAGCCUGAGGACUAACCGACCCUAACCAGCCUGAGGACAACUAGAGCUGUGGCGGGCACGACAUUUCAUCAGCCAGUGAUUGUCAAGUAAAUAACUGUCGUUCUCACGGUUAUUGCCCCUGAUACAGACCUUUGGAACAUCUACAUUUUAAAAAGUAUAAUAAAUCCAUGUAAUAUAGCCUACACCAUCAAAAAUAAAUCCAUUAUUUAUUUUAGACAGGUCUAAAGAAACAUGA